CUACACAGACUGGCCCUUUUAAAAGUUUGACAGCUUCUUCAGUCAGCUGACUUUGACAGGAGACCUUGAAGCAACAGCUUCCUUUUCUUUUUAAUUAUUUUACUCUUGGAGAAGCUUUUUCUCCGCCAUAGCCCUCUCGUCUUUUUUCUGUGGAUCUGAUGGACCUGUCUGACCUUCCCUUCCCUCUCUCCUCUGCUGAUGACCUCUACAAUGACCCCUGCUUCAGCGCCUGUGACAUGAACUUCUUUGACGAGCUGGACACCCAGCUGACGCACGUGGGCCUGCUGAAGUCAGAAGACCAUCUUCAUCACCACCACCACCAUGUCCCCAUCGCAGAGGAGGAGGAUGAACAGCACGUGAGGGCUCCCAGGGGCCUCCACCAGGCAGGGCACUGCCUAUUAUGGGCCUGCAAGGCCUGCAAGAGGAAGACGACACAUGUAGACAGAAGGAAAGCAGCAACAAUAAGAGAAAGGCGUCGGCUUAGUAAGGUCAAUGACGCUUUUGAGACCCUGAAACGCUGCACAGCCUCCAACCCAAACCAGCGACUGCCCAAAGUGGAGAUCCUGCGCAAUGCAAUCAGUUACAUUGAGUCACUACAGGAGCUGCUGAGGGCUGACCGAGACGAUGGCUUCUACCCACCACCAGAACACUACAGCAGGGACUCCUGCAGCCCCAGGUCCAACUGCUCUGAUAGCACGAUGGAUUUCAUUUCUCUGUGUUCAAUCAGAAGUGAGAACAGUGACAGCGGCCAGACAGCAGACGAUCAGCCUCAUACAUCGUACAGCGGAUUAGCACAGACCAGGAUAUGGCCGCCCAGGGAGACAGUGUGGUCCCCCAGGGACCUGGAUCACCUCAUAACAGCCCUGCUGUCUCCAGUCAAACUGCAACUGAACCAAACUGAAUCUCUGAGCCGCUCUGAACUUGACGGAGCUGAAGACUCAAACUCCACAAAAGGACAAACCAUUUGUAUGGAGGAGAUGCAGGUGACCUUGUGAAAGAAAAUAUUAAAUGCUACUGUCUCCCACUGUAGUUAACAGAAAUUGGGAGAGAUGAGAUCAUUCUCCUGACAUUUCAGUUCUUAUUUCUGGCAGUUCAGUUUUCAGCCACAUGGGUGAACGAUGCUGCAGAAACAAAUACCCUGUAAAGAACCAAAGAAAGAGGAGAGGGAUCUCUGCUGCAGACAUAAGGACCAAGGACAAUUUUGUACAUCAGUAAAUAAGAGCUGCUUGUUUAUAGUGUACACACACACUUAAACAUACAAACACAAGGAGUGCUGGGAUUGUUGUGUCAUAUUUAUCAUUUUUGAGUGAAUGACAUUUUAAUAAAAAAUAUUUAUAUUCUGA
Monopterus albus (swamp eel) is the source of this 1343-nucleotide messenger RNA. RefSeq names its product myoblast determination protein 1 homolog. The record is from RefSeq and is a predicted model, not a curated record. The transcript is spliced from 3 exons. Bases 159 to 995 code for a protein of 278 amino acids. Gene Ontology annotation, biological process: positive regulation of myoblast differentiation; skeletal muscle cell differentiation; positive regulation of skeletal muscle fiber development. NCBI's taxonomy places the organism in Eukaryota, Metazoa, Chordata, Actinopteri, Synbranchiformes, Synbranchidae. Gene Ontology annotation, molecular function: RNA polymerase II cis-regulatory region sequence-specific DNA binding; DNA-binding transcription factor activity, RNA polymerase II-specific; protein dimerization activity.